This is a messenger RNA of Eutrema salsugineum, 723 nucleotides long. RefSeq names its product V-type proton ATPase subunit e2. Gene Ontology annotation, molecular function: proton-transporting ATPase activity, rotational mechanism. The transcript is spliced from 3 exons. The record is from RefSeq and is a predicted model, not a curated record. Gene Ontology annotation, biological process: proton transmembrane transport. Gene Ontology annotation, cellular component: proton-transporting V-type ATPase, V0 domain. Lineage: Eukaryota; Viridiplantae; Streptophyta; Magnoliopsida; Brassicales; Brassicaceae. The coding region runs from base 222 to 434 and encodes 70 amino acids.
CUGGGACACGAACACGAUCGUCAAUCAAUCAUCUUCUUCCUCGACGCCAAAGGAGCUUCAUUUUCAAAUCUGUGAGAGAUCUCUGAUACUUUUUCCUCCUCUCUUGGGAUUAGCCUUUCUCUCUUCUUCAAUCGGAUUGCCCCGAUCGCAUUGAUUUUGCAACAUAUAUUCACGCGUAAUUGAUUGUCACAGGAUAAUCUCAUUGGGAUCAGGACCAGACAAUGGCUUUUCUUGUUACAUCCCUAAUUUUCGCUUUAGUCGGAAUCAUUGCUUCAAUAUGCACUAGAAUCUGCUUCAACAAAGGCCCCUCCACGAAUCUGCUACAUCUUACCUUGGUCAUUACAGCGACUGUCUGCUGUUGGAUGAUGUGGGCAAUUGUAUACAUUGCGCAGAUGAAGCCUCUCAUUGUCCCUAUCCUAAGCGAGGUAGAGUAGAAACUGUCUACUCAACACAAGAACCCAUGUUCUCAAAUUAGGAAACCAAUGCACAAAUUUGAGUAAGAACCUCCCGGGUGCUGUUUCUGUAUCUUUUUUAAACAUAUCGGUUUUACCGUUUGUAAUUCUAAUCUCGGUGUGGAACAACAAAACUUUUCCCCUCUUUACUGUUGAAUCUCUUGUCUCUCAUUCUUUUCUUAAACAGUCUUCAUAAUACUCAAAGACUUUACCAGAGAGUGAGUGUAUUGUUGAUGAAAUAAAUCUUUGCGAGAAUACUCCGCCACUUAUC